This is a messenger RNA of Hordeum vulgare subsp. vulgare (domesticated barley), 2919 nucleotides long. Its product is annotated as probable ubiquitin-conjugating enzyme E2 23. The record is from RefSeq and is a predicted model, not a curated record. Bases 1 to 2919 code for a protein of 972 amino acids. The transcript is spliced from 6 exons. Lineage: Eukaryota; Viridiplantae; Streptophyta; Magnoliopsida; Poales; Poaceae.
AUGGACGUCGUCGCGGAACCUUGGAAGAUCUACCAGCUAGACCUCGUGAGUUUUGGACACGAAAGCGACGGGGUUGGCAACCGCGGCCUGGUAACACCGGCCACCGGGGUCCCCUCGCUCCCUGUCGGGACCGUUACGAUUCUCUGCGUCGACGGCUCCGUGGUGACCAGGAAAGCCUGCGACCUCAACGUCCUCGACAGAAGCUGCUUCUACCCUGGUGAGGUCGUCGCCUCCGCGUCGGACCCCGGCGCGCUCUGCCUGGAUGACUACGUCGUGUCCGGGCCGUGGCUUGGCCGGGUCAUCGAGGUGUCCACUGAUGUCUACGUGCUAUUCGACGACGGCGCCAUGUGCAAGGUCGCCAACGCGGAGUCCACGAUGCUACGAUCAGUGGCCAAGGCCGAUGCCCAUUACCGCCCUGAGAUGAAUAUCCCGUUUUACCCGGGGCAGCGGGUGACCGGCGACCCAUGUGCCGUCUUCAAGGCCUCCCGGUGGCUCAAUGGCCAUUGGAGGCCGGACCGUAUAGUAGGCACCGUCACCAAGCUCGAGAUGUCGGGCGUCCUCGUUUACUGGAUCGCGUCGGCGCACGGCGGCACCGGGCAACAGCACGUUCAGGAGUUUGCUCCCCCGGCCUAUCAGAACCCUGGCAGUCUGACAUUCUUUUGCUCCGCGUCUGAUUGCACCUGGGCCGUAGCCGACAUGUGCUUCCUUCGGAAAAACAGUGACUCACUUCACGCCGCCGGCGAGACCAACAACAAGGGUGCUGGCGAUGGCAAUCACCAGGGGGAUCAGCCCGUCGCAUGUUCAGACGACGAAUAUGACACGACAGAAGAAGAUGAGCGGGAAUCGCCUACAGUCCUGACAAAGCAGCAGCAGGAGACGAGGUUUUACCGGAAGCAGCUAAGGAAGGAAUACUUCCAUGGGCAGAGGAGGACACGAUGCCUGGAUGUCGGGAGGCAUGUGGAGUUGGACCAACUGCCCAUGAGCGUUGCUAGCACACGCAGCACCGUCGACGUGCUGUGGCAGGACGGCACACGGCAGCUUGGUGCACCAUCGACGUCCGUCGUCCCCUUCAGGAUCGUGAACGAGCAAGAGUUUCUCCCAGGGCAGUAUGUUGUCGACAACGCCUUUCCCGCGCCAAAUGUCCAUGUCGAUGCUGCCACCGGUGUUGCUGGCGACGACGACGGCUCGGGAGCAUCAACUAGUGUCAAAGCUGCUGCCGAUGGUGGUACCGAACUGACGAGGCGUGUGGGCUUUGUCAGAAGCCUGAAUUGCAAGGACCAGAUGGUGCACGUCUCGUGGUUCAAAGCGGCGUCGCGCCCCGGCCAAGCAAGAGAGAUCGACUGCAACGAUACCGUGAGCGCUUACAACCUAGAAAGGGAACCUGACCACUAUGCUUACUAUGGAGAUGUCGUUGUUCGUCUGGUACCAUCAGGACCAACCGACAGCCCAAUUGCACCGCCGUCACAGGGCAACAGUAAGAAGAAAGCCGCCGUCGUGGCCACCACCGAUCUUUCAUGGGUCGGGCGUGUGGUAGACCUUCCUGAUGGCCUUGUCCAAGUCAAGUGGGGUGAUGGUACCACGUCAACGGUAUGUAUAUUUCAGGUGUUUCCUUACGAGAUCUGUGUCGUCAGCAAACAGAACUACGAGGAACUAGAGGCUGAAAUGGGCGAUUGGGUGGAGGACGACGGCAUUGAUCCACCCCAAGAACCGGCUACCGACAACACGGAAAAUCAUCCACAAAACCUAACUCACGAUGGCAACGUCAAUGGCAACGAGGAUCAUGCGGAUGGAGAUGGCCCUGCCGCGAUAACAACAGGCCGGCUAGGUUCUGCCGGCCGGUUUGUGAUCGGAUGGGCAAGCAAUGUGUUAGCUCGAGGUAAUAGUUAUCUAGCGGAUUGGUCUUCAUGGCCGUUAUCAAGCUCCAAGUUAUAUGCAGCCGCGGAAAAUGUGGCAACGCCCGAGACAGUACCGGGUGGUGGUGGCGGUCCUAGCAAUGAAGCUGCAAUGGAGGUCACCGACGUGGUUGUGGCAAGCGGCGAUUCUGUCAGUGAGGGAAAGGAGACUGCAGAUGCUAACGUCAAUGAGGAGCCGUUAUGUGCUCCGCGUUUUGAUAUAGUACGAGAUAGCCCUCCGGAUCACCAUUACCUUGACACCGCGGCCCAGGACGCCUACUGCGAAAGGAGGUGGGUCAAGAUAGUGCAGAGAGAGUGGAAAAUACUAGAAAACAACUUACCAGAUACCAUCUACGUGCGAGCAUUUGAGGACCGCAUAGAUCUGCUCCGGGCUGUCAUGGUGGGCGCUAGAGAAACACCAUACCACGAUGGGCUCUUCUUCUUCGACUUGCAGCUGCCACCGUCCUACCCGGCCGCACCGCCAUAUGUGUACUAUCACUCGUUCGGUUUCCGUCUCAAUCCUAAUCUAUACGCCUCCGGCACGGUGUGCCUCAGCCUUCUCAACACCUUUGGCGGCGAGGGCACAGAGAUCUGGUCACCGGUGACGUCGACCCUGCUACAAGUUCUUGUCUCCAUCCAGGGCCUCGUCCUCAACAACCAGCCCUACUACAAUGAGGCUGGGUAUGAAGCUCUGGUCGGCAUGCCCGAGGGCUUCCGCAAUGCAUUGCCUUACAACGAGAAUGCCUACGUACUCACCCUACGGACUAUGCUCCACCUACUACGCCGACCACCUUUGGGGUUUGAGGAGUUUGUGAAGGACCACUUCCGCCACCGAGGGAGGUUAAUACUGAGGGCAUGCGAGGCAUAUCUUCAAGGAUGCGAAAUUGGAACGCUUUGUAGCGAGGCUUGUGCCACAAAGAGGAGCAGCGAGCGGUCGUGCUCAGCUGGGUUAAGGUUAACGCUCGCCAAUCUGGUGCCAAGGCUCGUUACGACAUUUGCGGAGAUCGGUACCGAGGAAUGUGUGUAA